This is a messenger RNA of Neopelma chrysocephalum (saffron-crested tyrant-manakin), 654 nucleotides long. RefSeq names its product neuropathy target esterase-like. The transcript is spliced from 5 exons. Bases 19 to 624 code for a protein of 201 amino acids. NCBI's taxonomy places the organism in Eukaryota, Metazoa, Chordata, Aves, Passeriformes, Pipridae. The record is from RefSeq and is a predicted model, not a curated record.
CUGAGCCGCUGCAUCUCCAUGCCCGUGGAUAUCUCCGGCAUCCAGAAGGGUCCCCGCUCCGACUUCGACAUGGCCUACGAGCGCGGCCGCAUCUCGGUGUCGCUGCAGGAGGACAGCACGGGGGCCAUGGCCGGAUUCGCGCGGUCGGUGUCCCACGAGCCCAAGGAGCGCAAGUCGGUGACGCUGGAGGAGCCCCCGCCGGGGUCCCACCAGUCCAACUCCAGCGAGGACGAGGCGGGGCCGGGGCCGUGUCCCUUCGGGCCCUUCCAGGGCCGCCAGACCAACCUCGUCUUCGAGGCCGCCAAGCAGGAGCUGGUCAAGCUCAUGAAGGUGGAGGACCCCUCUCUCCUCAACAACCGUGUCCUGCUCCACCACGCCAAAGCCGGGACCGUCAUUGCCCGCCAAGGUGACCAGGACGUGAGCCUGCACUUCGUGCUCUGGGGGUGCCUGCACGUGUACCAGCGCAUGAUCGACAAGGCGGAGGACGUGUGCCUGUUCCUGACGCAGCCCGGCGAGCUGGUGGGGCAGCUGGCCGUGCUCACCGGGGAGCCCCUCAUCUUCACCAUCAAGGCCAACCGCGACUGCACCUUCCUCAAGAUCUCCAAGUCCGACUUCUACGAGUGAGAAAGGGGCCACGGGGCGAGGGGGGUGAUG